Messenger RNA from Talaromyces proteolyticus, 1926 nucleotides. Its product is annotated as putative camp-mediated signaling protein Sok1. The transcript has 2 exons. The record is from RefSeq and is a predicted model, not a curated record. Bases 53 to 1576 code for a protein of 507 amino acids. NCBI's taxonomy places the organism in Eukaryota, Fungi, Ascomycota, Eurotiomycetes, Eurotiales, Trichocomaceae.
CUCUCGCCAGGCGAGCCUCCCUACCCGGGGCUGUCGCACUCAGGUCACGGCAAUGCGCAUCCCUCAAGGUAUGGUGUUAGACUGCCACCAGAUAAGUCGGCUGCGAUGCGCCGAAUUGCUACCCCCGGUUACCAAGGAGACCCUCAGCGAGCUGGAUCUUGAACGCAUCAUGCGGAAUAUUCACCUCCGAACCGAUGCAAACUUUGAGCCAGACCUUCACUUCAAACCCGAUUUAGACGGAGAAAAAGGAAGAAAGAAGCGGAAAAUUGCAGACGAUUACUGGGAAGCUUUGUUAGUAGAGAUCAUGAUAUACGCAUAUGUCAAUAUGAACGGUUCUCAAACGGAUGACAUCUCACUCGUUCAAAUUCCUGAUUCAGAAAUCCUCAAAGAAGGCCUCUUCCGGCCACGACUACCCAUGAUGUUCGAGACCUUGCAAGAAAUCCUCAAAACCCUCGUGCCUGAGCGAGACCAUGCUAGUGUGACUGAAAACUUGGAUGUCUCCCUUCUCAUGCAGCAGGUCCGGAAGGGCGUCCUUGAUCUACCAAAUCUCUCCAGCUGGCUGGCAGCUCUCUUGAAAACGCAUUGUGCUCCGAUGAGAGAUCAAAAUGCAGAUGAAAUGGUGUCACACAUUUCUGAAGGGUCCGCUUCUCAAGACAUGGCAAAGGUAGCCAUGGGCCUGAGGACCUUGUUUGGUAUAUUGGAGAUGAUGAAGCUGGAUGUUGCAAAUCAUCAAAUCCGUGCAUUUCGUCUCAUUCUUAUUGAGGACACUGUUCCGUUUCUCCAGGAUUAUUUCUGCAGACAGAUAACCUCGCGUGAGCUCAAAAUCGAAGGAACUAAAGCAUGGUAUCAGGAUGGACAGAAGCGAAUAGCAGACCUACCCAAGGAAUUUGCAACCAGAAAAUUCUCUCCAGUUGCGGUUUUGUUGCGAGGAUUAUGCGAACUCUUGCUCCAAGGCGACGAUGAUGUGAAAUUCCCACAGGCCUUUCAGUUUGAUAACCACCGCUUAUGGCAACUUCGAACCGAAGUACAAAACCUUAUCAAUAUCCACGUCUGCUGGUCGAUCUUCGAGUCUAUGGUUACUAACACACCCUACGGGCACUCAUACACACGCUCCCAUCUACUUUCUACUUUCAUGAUGCGAAUCUCAGCCUUGCUAAAUGAAAUUGAUGUGUCGUCAAACCAAGGCCCAAAAUUAGGAACCCGUCUGCCGAAUGACGCCAGCAUCGCGGUCGAAAUGGCUCGGCUAGUUUGUGAGGUGAACCGAAGUACCGGUGAAGUAUCAGAUGAAGCCUUGAGCACAGUCGAAACCGCAUUGAAGAAAUCUUUCACCGAAGACUCGUUCACCUUUCGGCUCGUUCAAAACUGCGUGCGGCAGCAAUUGCAGCAUACAACCUACGAACUUGCGCAAAGAUACAUCUCCAUGUCACCACUUGAGAUCUGUGAAUCGCAACGGGCACGUCAACUUCUUCGAUCUCAACCGUCUGAUCUCGGGUAUAUUGCGACAAAGCUUGCUCACAUUGGCGUCUUGCACUGGCGAGUAUGGGCACCGUUGGUAUAUAUGGCCGAGACUCCAUGAACUUGAUGCCAGUUUCUUGGUCUCGGCGUUAGCUUGUAUACUUUUCUUUUGUGUUAUUUGUUUUCUAACGGAUUGAUCUGCAUUAUUCUUGGCGCCUGGAUCCUGUCUUUUCUUGGCGUUCUACAUAUUGAUUUGACUUGGUAGUCAUUCGCAGUGGCACUGGUUGGUUCUAGUCUUGGCAUUCAAUGGCGCAUGGAGAUAAGCGAUGCGCCAAAUAGUUGGUCCGAGCAAGCUUAGCAUACCUGGUUUUGUGUAGUAUAGCAUUUUGUUUUAGCACGAGUAUGUAAAUAGAGUUGAUAUAUGCAGACCUGACCCACCAGGCUGAGCACAGCCUAACAGCAUUUCACGAA